Messenger RNA from Dicentrarchus labrax (European seabass), 450 nucleotides. RefSeq names its product protein S100-G-like. The coding region runs from base 92 to 421 and encodes 109 amino acids. The transcript is spliced from 3 exons. Gene Ontology annotation, molecular function: transition metal ion binding; calcium ion binding. Lineage: Eukaryota; Metazoa; Chordata; Actinopteri; Moronidae. The record is from RefSeq and is a predicted model, not a curated record.
GAAUAAAGACAAAAAUAAGAAAAAAUACAGAAAGAGGGGUGGGGGCUUUUAAAUAAGGUGUGUCGACCUCUAUUUAAAAAGCUUUGUGUCAAUGCUCUUUUCAUUAAAAUCCUCUCUUCCACUCUCUCAACAUUGGACGUUUAUAUCCAUAUUCGCCACCAUGUCAGACAUUGUGCACGCAAUGGUUCUCCUUAGGGAUACCUUUGAGAGGUACGCUAAAAGAGAUGGCGACAAAGACACUUUGACCAAGUCAGAACUCACUAAACUGUUCCGAACCGAGUUCCCUGGAACAGGACACAGAGACAAAGCUGCACUGGACGACUUCUUCAGUGCGUUGGAUGACGACGAGGAUGGUGUUGUUGAUUUCACUGAGUUUGUUACUUUGCUAGCAACCCUAGCUGAGCUUUACACUGAGUAUUAAAUAAAUACUUUUGCCACAGUGCCUCUGAA